ACGGACAGUGGCGUCGCGAUGCGGGCUCUAUUAUCAUUAUUUUAUCAUCGCAGGCGGAUUGUGUUGUUUUAUUAUUUUUGUUGUACGAGCUAUUGUUUAAUUGUUGUUGACAGAUUUUCGGCGUAACAUUUCUGCCGGUGUCCGUAGAAAGUGAAAACGAUGGGCAAACACAAGAAGGCUAUUAGUUCUGACGAAUCGUCGGACUUUAGCGACGAUGAUGUUAGUAUGUCCAAGAAAAAGAAACGAUCGAAACCGUCUUCGCCGACUAACCGUAACCAUAAGAAAAAAACUAAAAGGAAGUCGAAAAAACCGAUCUACGAUUCAGAUUCGUCAUCGCUGUCUGAAGGAGAAAUAGUCGACGAAAAACCUCAAAAGAAACAAACUGUUAAAAAACGAUUAACCAAAAAAUAUGAUGUAUCCGACGAAUCAAUAGAGAGUAGUGAUGAUUCCGAUUCUAGAUCCAGAGUUCAAGAACAGAUUAGUGAAUCUUCAGAGUCUGAAGAAGAAUUUAAUGAUGGUUAUGAUGACGAGUUAAUGGGUGAUGAUGAAGACAAAGAACGUCUUGCUCUAAUGACUGAAAAAGAACGUGAAACGGAAAUAUUUAAACGUAUUGAAGCCAGAGAAACAAUGAAAACAAGAUUUGAAAUUGAGAAAAAGCUUAAACGAGCAAAAAAGAAAGAAAUGAAAGAACAAAAAUCUUUAGAAAGAAGUAUGGCUUCUUACAAAUCAGAAUCAUCUAACACUAGUUCUGUGCCUUUAGAUCUAAAAGAUCGAGUGAAAGAAAGAAAAAAGAAUGUUGAAGAAAAUAAAGGCAAAGGUGAUAAAAAAGCUGCCAUGAGCCUGCUAAAAGCUAGACGAGAAGAAAAAAAAGAAAGAGAAGAAGAAAAAGAAAAACAACAAAAAAAAGACAAGGAACAAAGAGGAGAGGAAGAUGAUGAGGAGACAAGUGAUAAACAAACUGAUCAAAAUCGAACCAAAUUGAAAGCUUCUGAUAUUUAUUCUGAUGAUAGUAAUUCUUCAAGUGAUUCUGGUUCAAGUGAAUCUAUAAAAAAAGAUCGUAAUUUCCAAGACUCUGAUUCAGAUACUAAUGAAAAAAAGAUACAUUACAUUACGAAACGAGAUGAGUUAAAUAAAAUAAGAUUAUCAAGAUUUAAGAUGGAAAAAUUUGUGCAUUUACCUACAUUCAAAAAAACUGUCAUUGGAUGUUUUGUUCGUAUUGGAAUUGGCAAUUAUAAUGGAAUACCUGUUUAUAGAGUUGCUGAAAUCUGUGAUGUUUGUGAAACCGCUAAAGUAUAUCAAUUAGGAAGUACUCGUACUAACAAAGGAUUAAGACUUAGACAUGGGACCAAUGAAAAAGUAUUUCGUUUAGAAUUUAUUAGUAACCAAGAAUUUACUGAGAGUGAAUUCAUUAAAUGGAAAGAACUUUGUUAUAUGAAUCAUAUUACACUACCUACAUUAGAAGAACUUGAAACUAAGAUAAAAGAUAUUAAAGCUGCAUUGGCUUAUCAAUUUAAAGAAGAAGAUGUUGAAAAAAUAGUUCGUGAGAAAGAGCGUUUCAAAACAAAUCCUCAUAAUUAUGCAAUGAAAAAAACCUCAUUAAUGAAAGACAGAGAUGAUGCACAGGCAUUAGGCAAAGUAGAUGAAGUUUUGAAAAUUGAACAACAAUUAUCAGAGUUAGAAGAGCGAGCUAAUCACUUAGAUAAAAUGAGAACAAGUACUAUAUCUAGUAUAAGUUACAUAAAUGAUAGAAAUCGAAAACGAAAUGUUGAAGAAGCAGAAAAAGCAAUUUUGGAAGAACUAAAGGCUAAUAAAGGCAAGAAAAUAGAUGAUCCAUUCACUCGCAGAAGUACCAAACCUUGCAUGAAAUUUAGAGCAAAACCAAAUUCUGGUACUGACGGUUCAACAGUCCCAGAUAUGGAUGAGUCUAAAAAUGAUAUGGAUUCUAAUGAUGCAAAAGAUACUGAUGGAAGUUCAAAAAGUAGUACAUUAAAAGCUGAUGAUUUGUAUGCUGUACAUGAUUUUGACAUUGACUUGAAUAUUCAACUACCAAUAUAG
This is a messenger RNA of Sipha flava (yellow sugarcane aphid), 2055 nucleotides long. It is a transcript of the gene Rtf1, whose product is annotated as RNA polymerase-associated protein Rtf1. Gene Ontology annotation, molecular function: DNA binding; RNA polymerase II C-terminal domain phosphoserine binding. Gene Ontology annotation, cellular component: Cdc73/Paf1 complex. Lineage: Eukaryota; Metazoa; Arthropoda; Insecta; Hemiptera; Aphididae. The record is from RefSeq and is a predicted model, not a curated record.